Molecule: messenger RNA, 3021 nt
Organism: Cyclopterus lumpus (lumpfish)
Lineage: Eukaryota; Metazoa; Chordata; Actinopteri; Perciformes; Cyclopteridae
Gene: snta1
Product: syntrophin, alpha 1
Exons: 8
Coding region: 70-1533 (487 amino acids)
Cellular component (GO): dystrophin-associated glycoprotein complex; sarcolemma; intracellular anatomical structure
Molecular function (GO): protein binding; structural molecule activity
Source: RefSeq, a predicted model, not a curated record
AUCCCUCCACCCCCUAUCUUUUUACAGGACUGCCAGCCCGUCUAGAGUUAUUCCAGGAAUGCGUUGAACAUGGCUGCCGCGAUGAAGGCGCAGAAAACGGGACUGCUCGAACUCCGAGUGACCGUGGACCGCUGGAUCCGGGUGUUGGCCACUCUUACCGAAGACACGCUCACGGUUAACCCCGGGGAGGGCGUCGAGGAGCCGGCGAAGCCCAACCAGAGUCCCGCCGCCGCAAUCAACGGAGACCCCCCGAACUUGAGCUCGUCCCCGGUUCCAGAAACCAUCACCAACGUGAAGCGCACCGUGCGAGUUACCAAGCAAGACGUCGGAGGACUCGGAAUCAGUAUCAAAGGUGGGAAGGAGAACAAGAUGCCAAUCCUCAUCUCCAAGAUCUUUAAAGGCCUGGCUGCUGACCAGACGGAGGCGCUUUAUGUUGGUGACGCCAUAUUGUCUGUCAACGGGUUUGACUUACGGGAGGCCACACACGACGAGGCUGUGCAAGCGCUGAAGAAAACGGGCAAAGAAGUCAUCCUUGAAGUGAAGUACAUCAAGGAGAUGUCGGCUUUCUUUAAAAACUCUGGGUCCCCCGGGGCCGCCCUCCCCUGGGACUCUCCCCCCUCCACACCUCAGAGGGGCACUGAACUCUUCCCUGCUGAGGGGAAGGAGCCCUGCAGCAUCCCGCUGAAGAUGUGCCAGGUGUCACGAAAACAAUGCCCCCCGGACACGGAGAACAGGUAUUUCGAGGUGAUUUCAUCCAGCAGAAAGAACUCCGUGUUCCUGCGGGCAAAAGACCCGGCCAUGGCUCAGUCCUGGUACAACGGCAUCCUGGCCGGCGCUGCCAACCUUCUCCCCCGAGUUAGGGAGGAGAUGAAGAGCAUGCAGCUUGGCAUGGAGGUCAAACAUCUGGGCUGGAUUACAGAGCAGGUGACCCAGGGUCCAGAGAAACCGGUGCUGGCCAUGCUGACCGACAGAGACCUGCUCCUGUAUCCCUCUUUGCCUGAAAGCAAAGAGAGCCUCGGCAGCCCCACCAAGAGUCACCCGCUCAUUGCUACCAGACUGGUCCACUCCGGACCAGGGAAAAGUUCCCCUCUCCUGGACUCCGACCUCUCAUUUGGCCUGCGUUCAGGCACUAAGCAAGGCGUGGAGACCCAUGUGUUCAGGGUGGACUCUGCCAAGGAGCUGUCCACCUGGACUCAUCUGCUGGUGGAGGGUUGCCAUGAUGCUGCUGAGCUCAUCAAGGAGGUCACCACGGCCUGCAGUUGGAAUGGGAAGGAGUGCACCCUGGGAGUCCACAUUGAUGAGGGUUUCACACUAUUCACAGAAGAGAUGGGUGUCAGGAAAAGUAUUCUGCUUCAGCAGCCCUUCGAGCGCCUGAGAAUGUCCUCGGAUGAUGGAGUUCGCAUGAUGUUCCUCGACUUUGGAGGCCCCGACGCCGAAAUUCAACUGGACCUCCAUUCUUGCCCCAAGACCAUCGUCUUCAUCAUCCACUCUUUCCUGUCUGCCAAGGUCAAGCGUCUGGGCCUCCUGGCAUGAUAAUGGUCAACCAUCUGGAACAUCAACAAUAGGAAUAUUCAUUAAAACACGCAGCCAGAAGACUCUGAAACGCCAGAGGAUGCAGCCCAGGAAAAGGUGCUGACUCCCCACUUUCUUUCAGUCCUCCUCAGCCUCUGAGACGGUCAUCUCUGGUCGGGCUCCUGUUGCUCCUUCUUGGGGAAUGAAUAGAAGACUGGUGGACCUUUGUUGAACUUUGUAGUUUUACGGUAGAGAGAGUUUUCACAUUAUGGCGCAAAGUCAGCAACCGCUUAGGGGAUCUGACAUCUGUCAAAUCCUUUAUGGUGGGUCAUAACACUUUAUGAUGGCAUACUGUGUGAAAUGACAGCCUGCCUCUUAAUGUUUCUAAGCUUGAAAUCCCAACCAUUUCAUGUUUUCUGCGCCAUUGUUAAGUUCCGUUUUGUUUCAUGAGUCCCAGCAGGCCUUUGUACUGAGCAUCCUUUCAUCUUUCAAUCGUUGCUUUAUACGUCAUAACAAUACGUUAUUUCACAAAUGUCCUGAUUGAUGUUGGACAAUCUUUUGUUUCUUUUUUUAUUUUAUUUUUAAACAAAGGCAGCUUUAGUUGAGUGACAGAAUGACAUGGCUGAUCACUACAUGAUCAAUAAUCUGAACUGAACAAUGUACACAACUAUAACCAUUUGUAUGUGAAUGUUUAAGUUGCCUUAUCCUUGAAUUUUCAUGAAAAAAAAAAAGCUACAUAACUUUUUACUUAAAAUAUAAUUUUUGUUGCAGCUCAACAACUUUUUAUUUUAUUCUCCUCUCGGUCUCUUUUGGUCCCUAUUUUAAAUGUGCUCAUCCAUGGCCUAACAAAAAGAAGUGACUAACACAGUAUAUUCUAAAAAGGUUUUAGCUUAACCAGUGAAUGAGAUAAGAACGUGUAAUUAUCCUAACAAGAAAAGACACCUUCCUUGAAUCUGGAUGGCCAGAAUCAGACAUUAUGACCCAUGUGAAGUACAAAAUAAAAGCUCUUGUGUUUUUAGAGUUUACCGACAAAGGUUGUUUCAUAAUCAUGAUGGAUGAUAAACGUUUGGCUCAAAGAGUGCCGCUCCAGCUAAACUUCCUAUCCUGUAUGAUUAAGUACAAUACAAGUACAGAGUUUUAUAGUACAGUUUCUUUUUUUCCUUCCAUUUUUCAUGAUUUAAGAGAGAGGACAAAUAGUCUUCAUCAGAAAGCACUGAUAGUCUAUUUUCUACACAAAUUGUCCUCAUUUAAAUGUUAUUUUAUCAUAUAAAAGAUGUUGAGUUGUUUACAUCACAGUGUGUUUUUUCAUUAAAUGUGUGUCGACUGAACAUCAACAACUUGGGGCCUUCUCUCUGUGUCCAACACUAAACAGACUUGUAUUAAUAUAUAUUUCAGAACUAAAACCUGUUUGCUUUCAAGAAUAAAAUGUAUUGUAUAUUCUUAUUUAAACAAAGGUGUGCCUUGCAGGGUUGUUUGUAUAUAAACAUGUAAUAAACUUUGUUAACUUUU